Messenger RNA from Mesorhabditis belari, 591 nucleotides. The record is from the annotation of a GenBank genome assembly. NCBI's taxonomy places the organism in Eukaryota, Metazoa, Nematoda, Chromadorea, Rhabditida, Rhabditidae.
AUGUUUCCCUUUUUAUUACUACCAAAUGAGUUACGUGUUCAAAUUGUUGACUGUCUUGACGUCUCUACAAGAUUGAAAUGUUUAAAAGUUAAUAAAAUUUUACGAGAGAAUCUUGGGGUGAUCGGGUUGUUGCCGAGUCAGCUCGAGAGCAUCGCAAUUGAUUGCAAACUUUACGGAAAACUGAUCAUUCGUCUAAUCGACACGAAUUUUUCAAGCAUUCAGCUACAUCGUUCAGCGAUUUAUGAAGCCUUCGAAGACAGCCCACAAUUUGAAGUGAAAUUUGAUGGAGACAAAGACAUCUAUUGUUUCCCAAUAAAUUUGGCGGAAAUUAUUCUCGAAAAAUGGGAGGAUCGAGCCCGAGCGAAAACGUUGACCAUUUCAGCAGAAGAGGCAUUUGUUGAGACUGUUGAUAACAUUGGAAUUCGAAGAACCACCUACCUGGCAUAUGCAGACAAUCUAGAAAUCCACUUCAAAUUUCUACCCGUUUUAGAAAAAUGUGCUAAUUCGCUAUUGAAAUCAUUUGGACUUCAUAUCUUGAAGAUUUCGAUCAAAAUGAUGAUCUUCAGAAGCUUGUCACCCUUUUCCAAAUUC